CAUAGAAAUGAUACCUUACAUUAUUAUUUUUUUCCUCCGAUUAUUAUCUCUCUCACUAGUACCAGCAUUACUACUUCAGAAUCGGAGCAAGACGCGAAUUUGACACAGCCUACAACUUAACAGACUAAUUAUUGAUAUAAAACCCAAACCCCUCUUCCCAUCACUCCAAAAAUCCCAAUCAAUUUUCCAUCUCCUCUCAACUUUUCAUUCUCCACUCUCUAUUUACUCAGAUUAUUAUUAUGAUUACUCGAUUAUCAACAAAAUUCAUGAACAUAUGCAUAUCCACAAUGUGCAAAUCAAAUCAAAUAUCAAAAGCGGAAGUCGUUUUAAUAGACGGCAUCAAAUUAGGAGUGUACCCUGACAUCUUCACCUACAACACACUAAUCAAUGGGUAUUGUCGUUUCGUAAGCCUUGAUGCCGCUUAUAACAUUCUCAAUAGAAUGAAAGAAGCGGGAAUUAACCCUGAUGUUGUUUCCUACAAUUCAUUAAUUUCAGGUGCGGUUAGAAAAUCUCAUUUAUCUAAGUCCCUCCAACUGUUCGACGAAAUGCUUCAAUCAGGAAUUCGCCCUGAUGUAUGGAGUUACAAUAUAUUAAUGCAUUGUUUGUUUCGCCUCGGGAAACCGGAAGAAGCUAAUAGUGUUUUUAAGGAUAUAGUUGAGAGUGGUGAAAUGUAUCCUUGUACGUCUACUUAUAAUGUUAUGAUUAAUGGGUUGUGUAAAAACGGGUAUGUGAAAAAUGCUGUUAUGUUGUUUAGGAAUUUGCAGCGUCAUGGGUUUGUUCCUCAGGUUUUGACUUAUAACACGAUGAUUAAUGGGUUGUGUAAGGCAAAGAGGUUAGGGGAUGCGAGGAGGGUGUUAAGGGAGUUUUGUGAGUAUGGCUAUGAGCCGAAUGCAAUUACUUAUACAACGGUUAUGAAGUGUUGUUUUAGGUGUGGGAGGUUAGAGCAAGGGUUGGAGAUAUUGUCAGAGAUGAGGAUGAAAGGCUAUACAUUUGAUGGGUUUGCGUAUUGUACUGUGGUUGCUGCGUUGGUGAAGACAGGGAGGAUUGAAGAAGCGGAUGAGAUUGCUCAGAAAAUGAUGAGUAAUGGUUUGGUGCCUGAUCUUGCUUCUUAUAAUACAAUGAUAAACCUCUUUUGCAGGCAAGGGAGGUUCGAUGACGCGUUGAAGUUGGUCGAUAAGAUAGAGAGACAAGGACUGAAAUGUGAUCAGUAUACACAUACGAUUAUAAUCCAUGGAUUAUGUAAGGUUGGCGAUUUUGCGGGUGCUGAGAAGCACUUGGAUUUUAUGAAUUCAUUGGGGUUUGGUUUUAAUUUGGUGGCGUUUAACUGUUUGAUUGAUUGUUUGGGUAAAGCGGGUCAUAUUGAUCAAGCAAUGAAGGUUUUUGAUAGUAUGGAGGUUAAAGAUUCUUUCACUUAUACUAUAUUGGUGCACAACCUUUGCAGGGCUAGGAAGUUCCUUUUUGCUUCCCAGCUUUUGAUUGGUUGUUUGAAAUCUGGCUUUCACAUCUUAAGGGCUACUCAGAGAGCUGUUAUUGAUGGUCUAUGUAGUGUUGGUUUUAUCAAACAAGCCAGGAAAGUUAAGACCAAAAUUCGGUCGGCUCGAUUGAUACGUUGAUUACAUGGCAAUUGCUGUGUUGAACUUAGAGAUGUGUAUUAAUAUUGAGCUAACAAAAGAGCGACACUCUGAUUCUAUAUAUUAUUCCAGUGAUUUGAUUGCAGUAACCAUUAUUCAAAGGGAGACUUUAUCAUUAUGCUACAAGUCAUUUGGUCAUUGUGGUUCCCAUGGAGAUCCAGGAAGAGAAAUGUUGAGUGAGAAAGCUGAGGGACCUUUUGCAUGGUUCAGAAUAUGUUCUCACCUCUCAAGAUAAAGAUGGAGACUGGAUGCUUGUAGGGGAUGUACCAUGGGAGUAAGAUGUUUUCAAAUUCUAUGUCAUCAGAUUGUGUCGGUGAGUUUAACAAAGAUGAGUAUGGGAUUCCUGAAGAUGAUUGUUGACAAGCUCCACAAUCAUCAAGAUGUCUCUGAAUUUGGAGUAAUUUUAGAAGAGUGUAGACAUCUCUCCUUUUUUCCAAAAUUCUCAUAUUGAAAUUUGUAAAAGAGACAAGCCAAUGAAACAAUUCAUAUGUUAACAUAGCAAAUGCAGUUACUUUAUUAGCUAGUGUCCAAAUUUUUUAUAUCCCAACAUGUACUAAACAAUUAUUAAUGACAUUAACUCCGUGAAAACUUCGCCACUGAAUUAGAUACGUAGUCAAUCUAAACAAGCACUAAAUAGAUGCAAACUUUAUUUACAAAAUCAUACACAAACCCUUCCUUAUACAUCAUCAACUAGUAAUAGUUGUUAAGUAGCAGCAACAACAUAGCAUAGUAUUACUCUAAUCAAUUCCCCUAACAACUCAUAUCUAAAUAACACUAAAUCUUAGUAGAGUAGUAAACUACAAACACAUUUUCCACAUCUCUAAUUGCACGUU
This is a messenger RNA of Cicer arietinum (chickpea), 2464 nucleotides long. RefSeq lists its product as uncharacterized. Gene Ontology annotation, molecular function: mRNA binding; protein binding. The record is from RefSeq and is a predicted model, not a curated record. NCBI's taxonomy places the organism in Eukaryota, Viridiplantae, Streptophyta, Magnoliopsida, Fabales, Fabaceae.